Messenger RNA from Saprolegnia parasitica CBS 223.65, 539 nucleotides. RefSeq lists its product as hypothetical. Gene Ontology annotation, molecular function: phosphatidylinositol binding. The transcript has 5 exons. Bases 46 to 432 code for a protein of 128 amino acids. Gene Ontology annotation, cellular component: intracellular membrane-bounded organelle. Lineage: Eukaryota; Oomycota; Saprolegniomycetes; Saprolegniales; Saprolegniaceae. The record is from RefSeq and is a predicted model, not a curated record.
AAUCUAUCCAGUGAAAACAAGCAGCAGUCGAGGCAAGCCGCGACGAUGGCCGAGGUCAUGCACGAGGCCGUCAAGGUCGACGUCUUUGGGAGCUACGAGGCGCUGGACCAGGACAGCGGCAAGUUCUACACGGAGUACAUUCUGCGCUGCAACGUCCAGGACCCCAGCGCCCGCCUGCGCUCGUGGAAUGCUGCUCGCCGAUACCGCGAGUUUUGUGCGAUCGACAUACUGCUGCGGGAAAAGUACCCGCACCUUGCGAGCUCGUUUCCGUCGUUGCCGAGCAAGAAAUACCUCGGCUCGUCGCUCUCGUCCGACUUUGUGGAGAAGCGCCAGCGCGACUUGGGCCAUUACAUCUCGACGCUCCUGAGCUUGUACCCGCAGCUGCUGCACGACGAGAUCAUGGACGAGUUCUUGGAGCUCUCGAGCCACUAAUACGAGACGACGUUGUGUCUGUGAUUCUUUCAACGAGAUGGCGCCAGGACGGAUGCAUCUACCAACGCUUUCUUCUAUUCCUCAACUACCAAGUGUAGAAGCCACCG